This is a messenger RNA of Apus apus (common swift), 4001 nucleotides long. RefSeq names its product lactosylceramide 4-alpha-galactosyltransferase-like. The record is from RefSeq and is a predicted model, not a curated record. The transcript has 2 exons. NCBI's taxonomy places the organism in Eukaryota, Metazoa, Chordata, Aves, Apodiformes, Apodidae. Gene Ontology annotation, biological process: protein O-linked glycosylation. The coding region runs from base 82 to 1164 and encodes 360 amino acids. Gene Ontology annotation, molecular function: acetylglucosaminyltransferase activity.
GCGGUUGCCGGCGGGAGGAGAGCAGCGGUCCCGGAGAUCACGACGCUUGUCUUGGGAGAGCAGGCUCCAACAGCAGCAAGAAUGCUCAGGAUGCCCAGCUGCCUGCUAAAGCUGACCAGAGUGGUGCUGAGCCACAAGCUCAGGACUCUGUUUAUCCUCACCUUUAAAUUCAUGUCCUUUGUCUCCAUCGUGUUGUACUGGAGAAUCACAGAGGACCCUAAGAGCAGGGGCCAGCUCUACAGCUUGCCUGUUGAAAUCCACUGUGCUCACUCUAUGCCUUCUCCUCCCCACGCCACUGCUGGUGGGCCCCCUUCUUCACCAGGGCAUGUGUUUUUUGUGGAGACCUCGGAGCGGACUAACCCAAGUUACCUGUUCACCUGCUCUGUGGAGUCAGCGGCCCGGACGCACCCUGGGACGAGGGUUGUGGUGCUCAUGAAAGGCUUGGCAAACGGGAACGCUUCCUUACCCAACCACUGGGGCUUCUCAUUGCUGAGCUGCUUCCCCAACGUGGAAAUCCGUCACCUGGACUUGCCAGAGCUUUUCUCAGGGACUCCUCUGGCAAAGUGGUACUCGGAGGCUCAGCACCGGUGGGAACCUUAUUUCUUGCCUGUCCUGUCUGACGCCUGCAGAAUUGCCAUCAUGUGGAAAUUUGGUGGCAUCUACCUGGACACAGACUUCAUUGUGCUUAAGAACUUAAAGAACCUCACCAAUGUGCUUGGUACCCAGUCCAAGUAUGUACUGAACGGGGCUUUUCUGUCUUUUAAACCCAAACACAAGUUCAUAGAGCUUUGCAUGCAGGAUUUUGUGGAGAACUACAAUAGCUGGAUCUGGGGGCACCAGGGCCCACAGCUUCUAACUCGUGUCUUCAAGAAGUGGUGCUCCAUCAGAAGUCUUCGGAGCAGUACGAGCUGCAAAGGAGUGAGUACUCUGCCUCGUGAGGCGUUUUAUCCCAUUCGGUGGCAGGACUGGAAGAAAUAUUUUGAAGUGGUGAGCUCCUCGGAGCUUCACCACCUGUUUAAUAACACCUAUGCAGUGCAUGUAUGGAACAAGAAGAGCCAAGGAACAAGGCUCAAGAUCACAUCCCAGGCUUUGCUGGCUCAGCUGCAUUCUCACUUCUGCCCUGCCACGUAUGAUAUCAUGAAGAAGGACUCUGAGCAGCAGUGACUCGUGCAAGGGUCAGCUAGGUGAUGUUGCCCAGGAUCCCACAGCUCUCCCGCUGUUCCACCAUGAAUGAACCUUCUUUUGAAGUGGGGUGGUGAAGAGUCAAUGAUAAAAGCCAUUUGUGGGGUGUAGCUGGAGCCUGUAGCUCCAGCUGAUGUCUGUGCAGCUCUUUGUCUUCACUUUAACUGCCUGCCAGCAACAUUUCGUUUCUCUGCAGGACCCUUCUUCUGCUCUGCUUGGUCAGGUAGAGAAAUCUCAGGAGGGGAGCAAGUGCUGGGCCACUCAUGGCAGUUUCCAUCAGCCUUUCAGAGGAGUUAGGCCACUUUCUAUGGCUGUAAACCUGGAAGAGGCCUUUGUAGAAACGCGUAUCUCAUUGCCUGAUUCUCAGGACAUCUGAAGUUCAGUCCUCAAAGCAAAAAAAGGAUGGGAGAGCAAAAAACAGGAGCUGAGGAGGAAGUUAAGGAUGUGCCAGAGGAGGCGUCCUGAGAAAAAUGCAGAGGAAAAGAGAAAAAAGGGCUAAACCAACCUCCUUUUCUUUUCAUUCCCUUCUCUUCUCAAGCUUUCAGUGAAGGAGACUUUCUCAUGUCUGGUUUGAACCCGGAGCAAGAUGCUGCAGUCUCUGUUCCAUGUCAGAGAUCUAAGGACAUGGAAAUUUGGUGUGAAUCAGAACAUGAGAAUCUGAAGCCAGCUCAUCAUUUAGAAGGAGCUCUUGCACAACAAGUUCUGUUAUAGUAGUGGCAAACUGACACCCUGCCAUGAGCAGGAGAGCUCAUCCAAAUCACACCUUGAAUUGCACCUGAUACAGGAAGGGCUGGACUAUCUUUUUACAUUGAGUUUGUCUCCAUGCCCAAAUGUCCAUAACUGCGUCUAAGAUGCACCAGAUCUUUCAGCACUUGGAUGGAUCCUGAAGGAAAAGUGUGGUAUUUCCAAGUAUUUCCAAGGUUCCAGAGAGCUUGGUAGAGAACAUGUGCUGUCUAAAUUCAAGUCAAUUUGUGAGUCAUUUAUGAUGGACCUCUUCAAGUAGCCUGGAAUAUUACUGCUAUUCACUGUUCAGGAGUACAAAUCUCUCCCGAGAGGUCUUGAGGAGGACAAUGGAAAGCUUUAUUCCUCUGCCUGAGCAUCUUCCUGAAUUGCAGUGGAGAAAGUUAACAUGUGUCUCACAAGGUGCUGUUGUGCCUUCACGGGUUCCCAGCACAGAGGCAAGUUUGUUGGACAAACUGUGGGAGAAAACUUGUCCCUUGCCACGAUGACCAAAAGGAUGUAUUGAUGCUCUUACAGUUCCUGUCAGGAAAUAAUGGAGAAAAAGCAGUGAGAAACAAGAAUAAGGUGGAGACCAUCAGGAUCGUUACAUCUGUUUCCCAGCACGUUCUGAAGGGGAUUGCUGGGGCACUUGAGCUUGGCACUUUGAUAGAGUUUAAAACAGAUGAGCAGAACAUUGGCCAUCCCCUUCUCCUACACAACUAAGAGAUUAUGAUCUAACUGUAAAAUUUGUCCUGCCUCCAGUAUGCCUCCUUUUCUUAUACCUAGAAACAGCAGUGGGGUGGUCCAGUGGCCCCUUUGAUGACCACAAGUGGGUCAGAUUUCCAAUGUCACCUGGCCCCAAGGUGACAGCUCUUUCAUGUGGUGCUUCCUGCAAGUCCUUUGAGUCUUACUCAAAUGACUUCUAGAUCUGCAGUUGUCUGAGGCCUCUGUUUCCCACAUCAACCAUAGCAAUGUGAGGUUUUGCUCAGUUCAGCCAAGGCAAUUGUCAAAAAUGUAAAAGACUUUACAUGCAACCUUUCUUGGUUUGUCUCAGGUUUGUUUGUCUCUGAUGAUGAAAAUGAGAACGACAAAUUGCCCGUCACCUCUACAAAACAGUUCCCUGUUCUUCAGGGAAUAUGGCCAUGGGAGCUUAAGGAGGUUGUACACUUUCUAAUUUUAUUUUUUUUUUAACCUGAGCUUUCUGGUGUUGAUCAGAGGCCAGUGCUGCUCUCAUUGAAAGCUACCUGCCUGUGAGUUGGGCAGGGUGUGAGGUCUGUGCACAAGUGGCUACUCUGGAAUGAAGAAGAUGCUGGAGACACCCCUCCAGUAGCUGGCACAUCAUGCCUGUUUGUAUGUAGUGCUUCCCCUUUCUUCUGCUCAGCUUUAUGGUAUAUCCUGGAGGUAUUAUUCAGAAUUUUUAAUGUCUGCAGCUCUCCCAAUACUGAAUGUCUUUAAGAAAAAGACUCUGUGGAGAAACAGCAAAUCUUCCGGGCUGUAUAAGUGUUCUUCAACAUGCUAAGUGAUAGAACUGAAUGCUGGUUUUACUCCUCACUGUCACUGUUCUGGGGGUUCUUUUCACUGCUUUCUUUAGAAGCAACCACAAAAUUGUCAGCACUGGCCUAGUGUGUGGUCAAUAAGGCAAGGUUUCUCCUUCUACUGGUUCCUUCUGUUUUGGAUCCUUUGGGUGGAACAACAGAAACCUUAGUGAGCUAGGAACCCUACCAGAAAUAGUAAAAUGAUGGUUGGUGAUCAUAAAGGUGGUCAGGGGACUUUACUUUGGCAAUACCAUGAACUGGUUACGGGUGUGUUUGGGACCCACUGCAAUGAAUAUCUGGCUUAAUGUACCACUGCUUAUUCUAGGAAAGUGCCUUUUUUGAUAAGUGGACUGGGGUUUUUUGUUAUUGAUUUUAUUUGUUGUUGUUUUGGUUGUUUUGGUUGUUUUUUUGUUUUGGUUGUGUUGCUUUUUGUUGUGGUUUUGUUUUUUUUCCCCUGUAGCAUCAAUGUUACAAGUUUUGAUAAGGAGCGGAUCAAACCAAAGCAGCCUUUGGGCUUUUCCCCUUUGUCUUGUGGAAGAAAAAUAAAUACAGUUCUUACUAUUA